GGAAAACUACCAGUCAAGUGGAUGGCCAUUGAAUCUCUAAAAGACCAAACCUACGAUUCUAAAAGCGACGUGUAUGAUUAAAGUUCAACUAAUCUCAAUUAUCAUUUUUGGUGAUCAAUUAUGAUGUCAGUAAUAUCUGAGUCAUUCUAAGAAGAAAUGUAUUAUGUUUUUGUAGCAAAAACGUCAUCGUGAUCAACAUUUUUACUGUCAAAAUUCCCCGAUAUUAUGUCAUAAGAUGAAGUUGCUACAAGCCUGUUGCGAACACAUCUUGUUGUUGACAAGUUGUGAGUGACAACCUUGCAGCAACUUGAUAAAGUAACAGCAUUGUUACAACUUGUUGACAAGCUUGCUACAAGCCUGUUGCGAACACAUCUUAUUGACAAAUUGUUGGAACAGCAUUGUUACAACUUGUUUCGAACACCUCUUGUUGACAAGUUGUGAGAUUUUUAAGUGUGUUAUAACAUCAUAUCUGGCAGUUGUAACUUACAAUAAAAAAGUUGAAGUUUCCUACUAUAAAGAUAUGCCAUUUCUUAGAAUGACUAGAAUAUUACCCUAUACCAAAAAUCAGAUUUGGAAUUAGUGGCACUUUAACAAUAAACCAUCUAUCGCUAGUCAAAAAGAGAUAUUAUAUAUUUUAGAAAAGUCAUUCUUAACUUUAGGUGGUCCUAUGGAGUUCUCUUCUGGGAAAUUGAAAGUGCUGGUAAAUAUCUAAGUGACGUCAGUAGAUGUUCUGCGGUAGUUUUUUCAUAAAAGGUGAAAACGUGUCAGCAUUCAAUUUUGGUAUUUUUUACAGGCAUGGUACCAUACCCUGGCGUUGGUGGAAGGGAUGUUAUUGGUUUUCUCUUGAAUGGUUUCCGUUUGGAUAAACCCUCCGAAACACCUUUUGAAAUGUAAUUCUAUUUAUCUUCCUCGUACGAGUCACGAUUUAGGAAGAGUUACUAUUUUUAGACUUUUAGGUUUAGGGUUUGGAUUAGGGAAAGGGUUAGGAUUAAGAUUAGAGUAGGAUUAGAGUAAGGAUUAGGGUUAGGAUUAGGGUCAGGAUUAGGGUUAAGUUUAAAAUACAAAAGAAUACAAAAUUACAAUUUACCCUUCCUAAAACGUGACAGGUUUGCACGCGUACCAAACUACCAUCAUCAUGAUCAUGAUCAUCAUCAUGAUCAUGGUCAUCAUGAUCAUCGUGAUCAUGAUCAUCAUCAUUAUCAUUAUCAUGAUGAUUAUAACACAACCAUUAUAAUCACUGUCAUCACCAUCAUUACCACAACUAUCACUAUCAUUUUGACCAACACCACAAUCACCACCUUUAUCACCACCAUUAAUAAAACCAUCUUAGACACCAUCUUCACCAGUAUCACCAAUUUCACCACUUUUACUACCUUCAUCAUCAUGAUUAUCACUAUCAUCAUCACUGUCAUCAUUACCAAUCACCACACCAGAAGAGAACUUCCACAUUGUACAUACUCCCAUAACCAGACACUUCUUUUAAGCGGACACGACCCCCUCUGGUCCCAAUGUAAAUACAACUCUAUUAUUAUUGCUCCCGUUAGGUAGACGUCUACCUUCUUUAAUCGGGCACAUUUGUGAGCAGCUGUAUUUUGUUUUCCUAGUUAUGAAAUCAUGAAGAAAUGUUGGGAACCAAGUCCGAAGGUCAGACCUCAUUUUAAAGAAAUCGAGUCAGAGCUCGAAGCUUACCUUGAAGAAAGAGCGGUACGAAAUGAUAUUUAUAAAUUGCCAAGUUAGACGACUUAUAUAUCUCGUAUAAGUAAAAUUAGUUUGUUUCUUCCUCAGUAGUAACACUGGAACAAUAAGGAAUGACACUCUAGGGAAAACAAUUUGGAACUGAUAAAGCUGUCUGCAUUAUCAAUGGCUGUCUACUAUAAAUAAGCUAGUCUAAUUAAGGUUUCCUCCUGUAGUAAUACUGAACCAAUAAUGGAAUGCGUAUACCUCAAAGAAGAACAGUAGAGAACUGAUAAUAGUAGAGCUAGAAAAGGCAUUAGCGAAAAACAGCUGUCGUAGUAAAUGGGCUUUAUUUAUUCCCAGGAUUAUCUACCAGUUAUGAUAGACGAAGAUCAAGGUGAUCACGAAGAAGCCUACAUGAACUAUAUUGUGGGUAUCGAAGACGAUGAAACACCAAACGACACGAGUUUGUAA
Paramuricea clavata is the source of this 2148-nucleotide messenger RNA. The record is from the annotation of a GenBank genome assembly. Lineage: Eukaryota; Metazoa; Cnidaria; Anthozoa; Malacalcyonacea; Plexauridae.